Molecule: messenger RNA, 1272 nt
Organism: Rosa chinensis
Lineage: Eukaryota; Viridiplantae; Streptophyta; Magnoliopsida; Rosales; Rosaceae
Product: probable LRR receptor-like serine/threonine-protein kinase At3g47570
Exons: 8
Coding region: 1-1272 (423 amino acids)
Biological process (GO): protein phosphorylation
Molecular function (GO): ATP binding; protein kinase activity
Source: RefSeq, a predicted model, not a curated record
AUGCAAACCCCAACUCUGCUUGCAGGUGUAAUAGGCGCAAUUGAGGUCAACUUUGGUCCUCUUGGCAUCCUUGAUGUUCCUCCCCGCAAAACCGGCUGUGGGGAAGCUUGUUGCCUUGCUCUCGGCUCAGAUCCCAGACUCCAGAAUCCAAAUGAAACUCAUCGCCUACUGAUUGAGAUUGGGGUUUUCAAGGCCGUCGGGGCUCAGAUUGGGAUUGGGGCGGGAGUUGCCUCCUCUGUUGUGGCAAGCUGUGACAAACCUAUUCAAGUUGGUGCAUUUGUGCAGAAACCUGAAUCAAUGUUGAAUAUUAAUUUCGAUGCAGGGUGCAGUCCCAAGAAUGCUAAAGUUGUUACAGGGGUAGUUGUACGUGAUAGUUCAGGGAGAUUACAGGGCGCUUCAAUGUGCCCUUAUGCUGGAAACAUCGACAGAGGAACCAAAUGGGACGAUCCGGACAUCUUCCAGGUUUCAUAUAAUACUCUUUUAAAAGCUACUGAUAGGUUUUCUUCAGAAAAUUUGAUUGGUGUGGGUACUUUUGGGUCUGUAUAUAAAGUAUUUAUUGAUAGAGCUCAAGUACUUGUUGCUGUGAAGGUAUUUAACUUAUUACACCAAGGGUCUUUGAAGAGUUUCAUAGCCGAAUGUGAGGUGUUGCGAAGUAUCAGGCAUAGCAACAUCGUUAAGAUUAUAACCUCAUGUUCGAGUAUUGAUUUUCGUGGUAAUGAUUUCAAGGCUCUGGUUUAUGAGUUCAUGGAGAAUGUUCAUUGUGAUCUAAAGCCGAGCAAUAUUCUUUUGGACAAUGACUUGACUGGACGGGUUUCUGACUUUGGACUAGCAAGAUUUCUCUCCAAACCCAAUAACAUUUCUACAAAUCUACCAAGUGUCAUUAAAUUAAGAGGACCUGUUAGCUAUGUUGCGCCAGAGUAUGAAACGGGAAGUGAGGCAUCAACAUAUGGGGAUGUGUAUAGCUUUGGGAUUCUCUUGUUAGAGAUGUUUACAGGAAAGAAAUCCACUGACGAUAUGUUCAGUUACCGCUUGAACCUUCAUAAAUUUGUGAGUAUGUCUUACUUUGAGGGAGUAUUUUCAGAGAUUGCAGAUCCAAGACUGCUUCUUCAAGGAGGCAACAGUCGUCCCAGUAAAUGCAGUGUGAAAUUCAAAUCGGAAAUUGGGCAGUGCUUGAGAUCGAUAUUUGAAAUUGGAAUUGUGUGUUCCAGGGAUGACUCCAAUGAGGUAUUUAUACCCGACGACUCCUCUGCACCAGGAUUUCUUUUCUUUUAA